GGCAAGUGCCCUGACUGGGAAUCGAAACACGACCUUCCAUUCAUAGGUUAACGCACAACCACUGAGCCAUGCCAGCUGGGCAUAUGUUACUUGCUUUUCUGCUGCUACCAGUAAGAUGCCUUGAAAGUGUUGUUUGAGCCUCCUGCCUACCACGUUAUUCUUACAACAAUCCUAUGCUCUAGGCACUGUGAAUCCCUCCGUUUCACUGGUGAGGGAAUGAAGGCAUGAAGACAGUAAUCAUUUGCUCGGGGUUUCACAGCUCCUAAGUGGCAGUGUCAUUUGGCCCCAGGAAUUCCUUCCCUGCCCUGUGCCUCUGCCCUCAGUGUCCACUCUCCCAGAGCUGGAACCGCCCUGAGGGCUGCAUGCACUUGCAUCCGGCCACCGGGUGGGGUUGGGCGGGUAGCUCACUGCGAGGCUCUUGGCCUCAGGUGCUGGAACGCAGUCUGCACUCUGCUCCUCAGGGCACAGGCGCAGUGGGUGUGUUCACAGGGAGUGUGUUCAGGGUCACAUAAAGCAGCCAUUGGGGUUAGUGACAGCCUUGGCCAGAAUCUAACGUCGUUUUCCUUCUUCCCCCGUGUGCCUUCCCAAGACUCAGCCCUUCCCGAGGAGGAGGAGGACAGAAUGGCCAAGUUCAAGGAGGCGGUGACCUUCCAGGACGUGGCUGUGGUCUUCACGGAGGAGGAGCUGGGGCUGCUGGACGCUGCCCAGAGGAAGCUGUACCGGGACGUGACGCUGGAGAACUUCCGGAACCUGGUCUCCGUGGACUCAGCCCUUCCCGAGGAGGAGGAGGACAGAAUGGCCAAGUUCAAGGAGGCGGUGACCUUCCAGGACGUGGCUGUGGUCUUCACGGAGGAGGAGCUGGGGCUGCUGGACGCUGCCCAGAGGAAGCUGUACCGGGACGUGACGCUGGAGAACUUCCGGAACCUGGUCUCCGUGGGAGACAAGAGUCUAAGUAACGUGGAGGUUAUUCGAGAAAUUGGAUUAAGGAACCUGCCACAUGAAGAAUUUUUCUACUCAAAAAUCUGGCAACAGGUUACCAAGGGUUUAACCAGAUGUCAAGACUCCACAGCAAACAUUCAAGGAACUGGCUCUCCGUUGGAAAAACAAAGUGAUGCGCCCCAUAAAUAUGAGGGAUCCGGUAAAGGCUUCAAUCAGAGUUCGCAUCUUCAGGUUCACCACAGAAUCCACAGUGGAACAAAACGCUACAAAGGAGAGAUGUGCAAAAAAAGUUUUAUUCAGGACUCUUGUCCUCAAAUUAAUAAGAUGGCCGAUGCGGGAGAGAAGCCCUAUAAAUGUGAAAAAUGUGAAAAUGCCUUCCAUCGGUUUUCAAGUCUUCAAGCCCAUCAGAGAGUCCACAGAAGAGAGAAACCGUAUAAAUAUGACACAUCAUGUAAGAGUUUUAGUCAGAGGUCAUAUCUUCAUCAUCACCAGAGAGUUCUUACAGGAGAAAAUCCACACAGAUUUGAGGAGUGUGGGAGAAAUGUUAAGCAAAACUCACAUUGUCAAACUUCUCUGCUAACACACACAUCAGAGAAACCAUAUAAAUGUGAGGAGUGUGGGGAGGGCUUCAGUCAGAGGGCAUAUCUUCAAGCCCAUCAGAGAGUUCACGUGGGAAAGAAACCUUACAAAUGCGAAGAGUGUGGGAAGGAUUUCCAUUGGCUUUCGCGACUGCAGGCUCAUCAGCUAAUGCACACGGGUGAGAAACCAUACAAAUGCGAUGCGUGUGGCAAGGGUUUUCGUUGUAGCUCACACCUUAAUGCUCAUUGUAGAAUCCACACAGGAGAGAAACCCUAUAAAUGUGAGGAGUGUGGGAAAGGCUUCAUUGCACGCUCACAGCUUCAAGUCCAUCAGAGAGUCCACACUGGAGAGAAACCCUACAAAUGUGAGAGGUGUGGGAAGGUCUUUGGUCAGGCCUCAAAUCUCCUAGACCAUCAAAAAGGCCACAGCGGUGAGAAACCACAUCAGUGUAAUGCCUGUGGGAAAGGCUUCCGUCGGAGUGCAGAACUGAAGGCUCACUGCAGAAUCCACACGGGAGAAAAACCCUUUAAAUGUGAGGAGUGUGGGAAGGGCUUCAGUCAGCUCUCAAAUCUUCGAGACCAUCAAAGAUGCCACACUGGAGAAAAACCACACAAGUGCAGUACGUGUGGGAAGGUGUUCAUUCGGAGGUCAGAACUGAAGGUUCACUGUAGAAUCCACACAGGAGAGAAACCCUAUAAAUGUGAGGAAUGUGGGAAGGCCUUCAUUCAGUCCUCAACUCUUCAAUUGCACAAUAAAAGAGCCCACACGGGAGAGAAACCGUAUCGGUGUGCGGAGUGUGGGAAGGGCUUCAUUGUGGGGACUCAGCUUCAUCUCCAUCAGAGGGUCCACACUGGAGAGAAACCAUAUAAAUGUGAGGAGUGCGGUAAGUUCUUUACUAGGAGCUCAAACCUUCAAGCCCAUCAGAGAGACCACUCUGGAGAAAAGCCGUACAAAUGUGAGGAGUGUGGGAAGGGCUUUAAUGGCGUGUCACACCUUCAUAUCCAUCAGAGGGUCCACACUGGAGAGAAGCCAUAUAAAUGUGAGAGGUGUGGCAAGUUCUUUGGUAGGAGCUCAUACCUGCACGCCCAUCAGAGAGUCCACACUGGAGAAAAGCCGUACAAGUGUGAGGAGUGUGGGAAGGGCUUCAGUUGGAGCACAAGUCUUAAAGCUCAUCAGCGAGUUCAUGCUGCUGAUGAGGGUGAUAAAGACUUUCCCUCAUCAGAGAACACAUACAGGAAAGGAGCUCGGUAAAAUUACAUGUUUUCAUACCUCAGAAUGGGUGAUAAAACAGUCCAGU
Pipistrellus kuhlii (Kuhl's pipistrelle) is the source of this 2815-nucleotide messenger RNA. Its product is annotated as zinc finger protein 45-like. Gene Ontology annotation, cellular component: nucleus. The record is from RefSeq and is a predicted model, not a curated record. The transcript is spliced from 5 exons. NCBI's taxonomy places the organism in Eukaryota, Metazoa, Chordata, Mammalia, Chiroptera, Vespertilionidae. Gene Ontology annotation, biological process: regulation of transcription by RNA polymerase II. Bases 622 to 2769 code for a protein of 715 amino acids. Gene Ontology annotation, molecular function: DNA-binding transcription factor activity, RNA polymerase II-specific; RNA polymerase II transcription regulatory region sequence-specific DNA binding.